Molecule: messenger RNA, 2922 nt
Organism: Dracunculus medinensis (Guinea worm)
Lineage: Eukaryota; Metazoa; Nematoda; Chromadorea; Rhabditida; Dracunculidae
Source: the annotation of a GenBank genome assembly
AUGGAAAUGGCUGAUUUUCAAAGAAUUCCUUUAUUGCCUGUCAAUGUUAUCCAAGAAUUCACUUAUGCUCUUUCGUUAUUUGUCCUUUUUGAGAAUAAAGUGAAAAUGAAUAAAUUGCGGAAUCUUAGGAAGAGUCAGAAAAAUCUACCAAUCGCUGCAAAACGCACUGAAUUAUUGCAAACUCUGCUAAAUACGCAAACACUUUUUAUCGCUGGUGAUACUGGAUGCGGUAAAAGUACUCAGUUUCCUUUUCCAGAUCAGUACAUAUCAGAUUUAUACCAGAUGUGUAGAUACCGGAAAUUAAAGCUGUUAAAAUUCCUUUAUUAUUUUACUACUAGUUUAUACAGUGUAAAUGAAGUUCCGCAAUAUCUUUUAGAAGCAGAUUAUGAUCGAAUUGCGUGCACUCAGCCUCGUCGAAUAGCUGCAACGGCACUUGCUCGUCGUGUAGCUUACGAAACUCUUGAUGAGUAUGGUAGCAAAAUCGCAUAUCAAAUCCGUUUUGAAAAAACGAGAACGCUGCGAACUCAGCUGCUCUUUCUCACUGAGGGUCUUCUUUUGAGGCAGAUGCAAAUGGACCAGAAUCUUAGCCAAUAUAACAUUGUUAUUCUUGAUGAAGUGCACGAAAGAAAUCUUUCUGGGGAUUUUUUAAUGGGUCUCUUGCGUGAUUUAGUUCGCCGACGAAGUGAUUUGAAGCUUAUACUUAUGAGUGCCACAAUUAAUAUCGAACUAUUUCAAAAUUAUUUUAAAGAUGCUCCUUUACUUAAGAUAUCUGGUCGUUUGUUCCCAAUUGAAUUGCAUUAUAUUCCUAUCAAGGAAUAUGAUAAUUAUGCUAAUCAAAGGAAAAAGCCAAAAAUUGAUGCAGCACCAUUUGUUAAUAUUUUGCAAAUGAUUGAUGGAAAAUUUGAUAAAAGUGAGAGAGGUGAUGCGUUAAUCUUUCUGAAUGGUAUUGCUGAAAUUACUGCCGUUGCUGAUGCCUUAAAAAUAUAUGCAGAAAGUACAAAACGAUGGAUUAUUUUAAUUCUGCACAGCGCACUAUCAACAGAAGAGCAAGAUAAAGUUUUCGAUGUGGCUCCAGUUGGUAUAAGAAAAUGCAUUAUUAGCACAAAUAUUGCUGAAACGUCGGUAACGAUUGAUCAAAUUAGAUUCGUAAUCGAUUCCGGUAAAGUAAAUCUUAUGAAAUUUGAUCCAAAAACUGGGAUGCAUUCAUUGCAUGAAUAUUGGACAUCACAGGCAUCUGCUGAUCAGAGGAAAGGACGUGCAGGUAGAACAGGUCCUGGUAUUUGCUACAGACUUUAUUCUAGCGAACAGUUUGCAAAAAUGGAUCCAUUCACAAUCUCAGAGAUACACAGAGUCUCCCUUGAAUCACUGGCAAUGCAGAUUGUAAACAUGAAUAUUGGAAUAAUACCAAGAAAUUUCCCCUUCAUUGAGUUACCCAAUAUGAAUGCUCUUGAUGAAGCUGUAGAUUCAUUAAUAAAGCAAGGAAUUCUGGAGCCUGAUAAUGAAAGCGCUCUCACUUCCUUGGGCAAGAUUAUUGCCAGUAUCCCUGUGGAUAUACCAAUUGCAAAAAUGCUGAUUUAUGGUUGUAUAUUUAGUCAAAUUGAAACUGCACUUACUAUUGCUGCUACUCUUUCAAUUAAUUCUCCUUUUACUGUGCGCUCUGCUAGAGACCCAGAAAUACUUAAAAAACGCGAUAAUUUAAUGUCACAUUUUGGAGAUCUUUUUACUUUUCUCAAUGUUUUCAGAGAAUUCGUGAAGCUACAUAAUAAGCGUGCAGAUAUUCGGCAGUGGGGUCGUGAAAAAGGCAUUGAUAUUCAACGAAUUUAUGAAAUAAGUCAGUUGCGGCGACAGUUUAAGGAAUUACUUGAAGAUGGAGGCUUUAUCGAUAAAAGUAAGGGUGAAAAUAGCAAAGAAAGGCGGAUCAGUGCUGGUGAUCGUAAGAGACUCAGCGAACUUAAAAAAGAUGCAAGAUAUGAAGUGAAAAAAAGAAAAACAUUGAAAGCUGGCGCUCAUUUUGACACUAUAGCUGACGAUGAAGGAGGGCCAUCAUUUACGGACAAUAUUCAAGCAGUUGAAUUUUAUAUAAAGAAUCGUGAGAGUGGUAUACGCGAUAUUUUAGAGUCUCAUCAUUUAACUACUAAAUCAAUAGUUAUGAUUAGUAUGACGGUUGUUGCUGGCGUUUAUCCACAAUAUGCUAUUUUGGAUCAAUAUAAUCAUUACAAGGUAGGUAAUGAAUUAUUUGCCCAUACUCGUAAGAAACCGUUUGCUGGUUUACAUCCAAAUGGAUGCCUGGCAUUAUUUCCUGAUGCCCUCAGUUAUGAUCAAAAUGACCAGAAUUUGUCGCGAUAUCAUCAGUUGAUUGUUUUCGCAUCACUUAUUGAGACUACUAAACCAUUUUUAUGUAAUACCAUUUCUGUACCCGCUUUGGUACUUCUUCUUGUUGCUAAAUCCGUAUGUUGUUCAGAUGAUGACUAUUCAAUCGUUUGUGAUGAUUUUGUUCACUUUAAAUUUUCUAGGGCAUCUGAUUUUUUUACUAUCAUUGAAAACACUUCAUCAAUUAGAUGUCAGAUCGCCAGCUCAAUAAGAAAUCGUUUAAAUGGUGAUUGUUCUGAGUCAAAAUCUUUGAUUAAAAACAUCACUUCUUUUUUGAAAUACGAUUUCGAAUACAGAAUGACUCGAAGAGCAUGCCCUGAAGACGUGGUCAGUAUCGGCUUUAUUCUUCCAACUGGUGAAAAAUUAUUAGAAGAUGAAGAAAAUGAUGUUGCUUCAUAUCUUCGUUGCAAUAAAAAUGACGUUGAAAUUCAUGAAUUAGAAAAAAGUGAAGGAAUUACAAAUAAAGUGGAAUAUUUUUGUGAGAUUUGUAGAAAAAAUUUGUUUUUCGAUUCGAAUUUCGAUAUUCUCCGCCAUAAGCGAAUACAUGAUUAA